Messenger RNA from Phasianus colchicus (ring-necked pheasant), 6356 nucleotides. Lineage: Eukaryota; Metazoa; Chordata; Aves; Galliformes; Phasianidae. The record is from RefSeq and is a predicted model, not a curated record.
UCCUUAUGUCCAGUCUAAAUCUCCCCUCUUUUAGUUUGAAACCAUUCCCCUUUGUGCUAUCAAAUACCAAGAAGAUUUCAAGACUGAGCCCACACAGUGUGCUUUGAGCAUUCUCGUUCAAACAAGACACAGAUCUGGAAUGGAGCAACAGUAAUAGAUGAAUGAGGUUUGGUGAAGUUUGAGGUCCCCAGUAAGGCACUGCUAUGGGGAGGAGAUGGUGAAGGAAUGGCCUUCCUUAUGGUGGGAAGGCAUCAUCCCCAGAAGAGAUUGGAUGUGGCCCUUCUCCACAUCCAGCAUCAUUGAGGCUGCCAUGAGGAGCUGUGGGCCACAAUAAGGCCUCCCUUGUGCUCUGUGCUGAACAAACUGAGGGCUCUCAGCUGCCCCUCGCACCUCUUAGUGUAUAAAUGCAGCCUGCUGGCCGCCCUCUCCUUUCCCAGCCAAAUUCUUCUCUUAGAAUAAUAAACAACACAGCUCAAGAGAAAACGGCUGGCUUGCCCUCGUGUCACAGCACCAGAGAGGGGCAGAAGGAGAUUCUGUUCUAGCACUGAGGGACCGUAGUGGGGAGGAGGGGCUGUGGAGGAUCUCAGCACAGCGACAGGAGCUGGGAUGUCACCUCAGUGCCUGCCAGGCUGUGCUGAGGAGGUGGCAUUGCUGCAGGGCAGGAACCUUGCCCAUGGAACUCCCAUAGUUAAGGUUGCUCAGCUGCUGGUCCUUGGGAAGGGCGUAAGAAUCUGAGAGGUCUAUGACCCCAUUUUCACCUAUAGAGCUGGAACGAGACAAUCUGUGGCAUCUGAGCACUGUGUAGAUGACAAUGUUUGGGUUCAAGGAUGGGAUUACAUCUGUGUGCCAGAUUCUGGACUGCUGGGUAGGGUCACCCUCACCUCAGGUUAUUGCCUGGCACUCAUAGGGUGCAUAUUGGUGCUCUUACUGAGAACAAAAUCUGAGACUGAGGAUUGGAACAAGUGUCCUCGAGGCUCAAAGUGUCCUCAAAGCAGAGAUCUGGGUGCGUUUACACCCCUUGUGAAAUGCCUCUUUGUGCACGUGUGCAAGCACACGUUGCUGUGACAAGGAGAGGAAGAUCUGUCUGCUGGGCAGGCUCUGCAGAACAAGCAAAGCUUGGCAUUUCCAAGCAUGCCUCUCACCCCAGCCAGAGCAGACAAACAAGGGAGAGGUCACAGCUAUUCGCAAGAUGUUGCCACCCUCCCACUCUGCUCAGGAAGCAUCUCCAAGAGAAAAGGCUUUCUGCAAAACCAGCGUUUUUAUUAAAACCAGCCUUGAAUGCUGGGGAGGCAGCCAGAGGCAGCAGGCGGAGGCUGCAGGGCUCUUGGUUCUCGCUGCAGCCUGAAUCCAGCAGAGCACUGGUUUGCUUGGCAGGGAUCCUGGAGAGACCAGGGCGCUGCUGGUGGCACCAGACCUCUCUGACAGGCAGCUUGUGUCCAUUUACAGCCUGAAUCUCCCCUCCAUCCUUUCAUUCCCUCCGCCCCCAGGUCUUUCCUUUAAGUGCUCUCUUCCUUUCCAGCAAAUGCAGAAGAGAGGAGUCACCCAGGGGCUUUAUGGAGGAGGAGAGGAAAACUGCUGAGUAAGCUGGAGGCCUGGAGAGUUUUGCUGGAUUGGGCCACUGGGUCGUGGAGCCCACCAUGCUCUGUCCCUCUCUGAAGGCAUCACUGCAGCUCCUCAUCCUCACUGGUCUGCUGGACGUAACAUCUGGGGGCAGUGGGCUGCACAUCGAACCUGAAGAUGCUGAGCUCGUCCUGAGGCUCCACAGCACCUUCUCCCUCGUGUGCUAUGGGGACAGCGCGCUAGUCUGGGAGCGGGAUGGUCAGCCUCUCACUGCCUUGCUGGAGCACAGGGAUGGGGUCUUUGUCAGCAACCUCACCCUCAAGAACGUAACAGGCCGUCACACAGGGGAGUAUGCAUGCUUCUACAGCUCCGACCAGGCUCCAGAGCGAGCAGAGAGGAAAGCCCUUUACAUCUAUGUUCCAGAUCCCUCCUUAGUUUUUCUCCCCGCCAUCACUUCUGAAGAGUUCUUCAUCUUCAUCACGGGCUACACAGAGGCCAUCAUCCCAUGCCGCGUGACCAACCCAGAGCUGCAGGUGACCCUCUAUGAGAAGAAAGUGGAGAAUCCCAUUCCAGCUGCUUAUGACCCACAACAGGGCUUCAAAGGUUUCUUUGAGGACAAGACCUACUACUGCCAGGCAAUCGUGGAUGACCAAGAGGUGGAUUCAGACACCUUCUAUGUCUACAGGAUUCAGGUCUCAUCUGUGAACGUCUCCAUCAGCGCGGUGCAGACCGUGGUGCGUCAGGGAGAAAAUGUUACCCUGAUGUGCACUGUCAGCGGCAAUGAGCUGGUCAACUUCAACUGGGAUUAUCCACGCAAGCAGGCUGGGAAGGCUGUGGAGCCAGUGACCGACUUCCUGCCUGGAUCCACCCAUGACAUCCGUUCCAUCCUCAUCAUCCAGAAUGCAGAGCUAGAGGACAGUGGGACCUACGUCUGCAAUGUCUCUGAGGGCUACCAUGAGAAAACAGACCGGAAAGACAUCACGGUCCAAGUGAUCGAGCGUGGCUUUGUGCGCUUCCACACCCACCUGGCCAGCACAGUUUAUGCUGAGGUCCACAAGAGCCACAUCAUCCAGGUGGAUGUGGAGGCCUACCCACAGCCAAACAUUGUGUGGCUAAAGAACAACAAGACAUUGACCAUGGAGAGCAGCAGCGAGUUCACCAUCACCAACAGGAACCUGUCAGAAACCAGGUACCAGACGUCUCUGGUCCUGGUGCGGGUGAAGCAGGAGGAAGGAGGAUAUUACACCAUCCGAGCUUCCAAUGAGGACGAUGCACAAGAGCUGUCCUUCCAUCUGCAAAUAAAUGUGCCAGCCAAAGUGGUGGAUCUCAAGGAAAACAGCAGUGCCAGCAGCGGGGAGCAGACUGUAACAUGCUCUGCUGAAGGGAUGCCCCAACCAGAGAUCAGUUGGUCCACUUGCAGCAACAUCAAAUGGUGUGGCAACCAGGGGCAGCCCACCCAGCUGCUGGGGAACAACUCUGCAGAGAUUGGCCUGCACACCAACGCCACGUACCAUGCAGAGCUGCAGGUGUUCCGCGUGAACAGCACCCUGCAGCUGCACAGGGUGGAUGAACCCCUGCUCCUGAGAUGCACUGUGCAAAACUUCCUGGGCUCCAACUCCCAAGACAUCACUCUGGUCCCAAAUACCUUGCCGUUCAAAGUGGUCAUCAUCUCCGUCAUCCUGGCUCUGCUGGUCCUCACUGUCAUCUCCCUGAUCAUCCUGAUCGUCCUGUGGCAGAAGAAACCUCGCUAUGAAAUCCGCUGGAAGGUGAUCGAGUCAGUGAGCUCUGAUGGGCACGAGUACAUCUAUGUGGAUCCCAUGCAGCUCCCUUAUGACUCCAGCUGGGAGGUGCCCAGGGACAAGCUGGUAUUAGGACGCACUCUUGGCUCCGGUGCCUUUGGACGCGUGGUGGAGGCAACAGCGCAUGGCCUGAGCCAUUCACAGUCCACCAUGAAAGUUGCAGUCAAGAUGCUCAAGUCCACUGCCCGGAGCAGUGAGAAGCAAGCCCUCAUGUCUGAGCUGAAGAUCAUGAGCCACCUGGGACCUCACCUCAACAUCGUCAACUUGCUGGGGGCCUGCACCAAAGGAGGGCCCAUCUAUAUCAUCACCGAGUACUGCCGUUAUGGGGACCUGGUGGACUACCUGCACCGCAACAAGCACACCUUCCUGCAGUCCUAUGGCGAGAAGGCCCGCCGGGAGGCAGAGCUGUAUGGGAACACCAUCAAGGAGGACCAUGUGCAGAGUCACCUCUCCUUGUCUGUCGAGAGCGAUGGGGGCUACAUGGACAUGAGCAAGGAUGAGUCUCUGGAUUAUGUGCCCAUGUCUGACAUGAAGGGUGAAGUCAAGUACGCUGACAUUGAGUCCUCUAACUAUGGCACCCCAUACGAGCUGGACAGCUAUUCCCCAUCAGCUCCUGAAAGAACAGACCGGGUGACACUGAUAAAUGAAUCUCCACUCCUCAGCUACAUGGACUUGGUGGGCUUCAGCUUCCAAGUGGCCAAUGGGAUGGAGUUCCUGGCUUCCAAAAAUUGUGUGCAUCGUGACCUGGCUGCCAGGAACGUCCUCAUCUGCGAGGGAAAGCUGGUGAAGAUCUGUGACUUUGGUUUGGCAAGAGACAUCAUGAGGGAUUCCAACUACAUCUCCAAAGGAAGUACUUUCUUGCCCCUUAAGUGGAUGGCUCCUGAGAGCAUCUUCAACAACCUCUACACCACCCUAAGUGAUGUGUGGUCCUUUGGGAUUCUUCUCUGGGAGAUAUUCACUCUAGGAGGGACUCCCUACCCUGAACUGCCUAUGAAUGAACAGUUCUACAAUGCCAUAAAACGUGGCUAUCGGAUGUCCAAACCUACCCAUGCUUCUGAUGAAAUCUAUGAUAUUAUGCAAAAGUGCUGGGAGGAGAAGUUUGAGAUCAGACCGUCCUUCUCACAGCUGGUGGUGCUUAUGGGAAACCUCCUGGUGGAUUGCUACAGAAAGAGGUACCAGCAGGUGGAUGAAGAGUUCAUGAAGAGCGACCACCCCGCUGUUGUUCGCACAAGACCCACCAUCCCUGGGCUGAACAACGCCAGGCUCCCUCCCAGCUCCCCAACCCUCUACACAGCUGUGCACCAGAACGGGGGAGAGAACGACUACAUCAUCCCUCUUCCUGACCCCAAGCCUGAGGCAAUCUGUGACCUCCCUCAGGAGGCCUCCAUCAGCCGUGCCAGCUCUAUUCUGAAUGAAGCCAAUACAUCAUCUACAAUAUCCUGUGACAGCCCCCUGGGCCCCCAGCAGGACGAGGAGCCGGAAUGUGACCUGCAGCUGGGCUGCCAGGAGCUUGCCCUGGGGCACCACGAGGUGGAGGAGAGCUUUCUGUAGGCAGAGCUGGACUGAUGGCAUCUCCCCACGGCAAGGCCAGGUGUGGGGCUGCGCCAGGCAUUGCAGAGAACCACGCUUUAUGCUUGUUCAUUGGGACAUCCCUGCUUGUCCUGGUAUUCCUCCCUCUCUUCCAUCUGCCAGAGUCAGGUGGGGAAUCAGAGACAUUUCCCCCAUUGCCAUCCCCUUCCCUCCUCACAAAGAGGUGGCUCAGUGCCCAGCAUCUUCCAGAUCACUGCCACAUCCUCCUCAGCGAUCAAACCGCUGUGGGAAGGAGACAUCUCACAGACCAACAUCUUCUUCUGAAGUGGAAGAUGUGGGUUAGAUCUCCACAAGAGACACCACUUUCCACGUUGCUAAGAUGCUCCAGCCUCUUCCCCUUCCACACUCUUUCGAUGGCAAUGAGUUCCAGCUCCUCCGCACCAGCACUUCCCUGAUGGUCUCAGCACCAACCACACCGUGGUUCUGCGAAAUGCCACCAGGACAGACAGUUUCCUUGGAAUUUGUUGCUGGGGGUUAGAGAAGCUGCAAUACCCAACUCCAGCUGUUGGGUGGAUUUUUCUCCAAGCACAGCCAAGGCCUGGAAAGACCAGCCAGUGUCUCACAGAUACUGAAUCACCAUUUUCCUAUCCUGACUCUCCAGAGGACAGAGCAUCACAAGCUCAACAGGUACCUGUGGCUCUGGGGCACAGCUCUGCCCUCCCACCCAGAGCCAUCCUGUGCCCAGCCAGGAGUCCCAAGGGCCAGGAACACAAAAUGCUCUCACAGUAACUCUGCUGUUGUAGCAAAGAGGGCAGUCCAGUGUUGUUGUCUGCGUGGGCACUAAGCUAAUUAUUCUCCAGUGAUGAUUUAAAGGGAACAAAUAUAUUAAUCCACUAGCCAGGGCCAGUAUAAGGAAGCAAUAUAGCUACUCAUUAAUCUUCUACUGCCACUAAGCCCAGAUCAUUUGCUGGGAAAUCGGAUAACUCCUAUGGCUGCAAAACUUUUAUGUCUUGUCUUUGGAAAACAAGGGCUCCCUUGUGAAAGACUGUUCACCCAAACACCAUCUUUCUUAGGAUGGUGGGUCCUUCCUGAGCCCUAGCAAGACUAGGGGGAGCAAUAAGGAUGCCAGAACACCAGCCCAGGGACAUCUCAAAAGACAGAAAGGGAGAGAGGUUGGGAAGCUGUUUGCCACAACACCUCGCAACCUUCUGGGGAUUGGGCAUAGCUGCUCAGCCUUGCAGGGCUAGAAAAGCUAGACCCCAAAACUACAGCUCUGACAGCACAGAAAUUGGCAGGGUUUUUUUUCCAAAAGGAGAAGUUUCACCUUGCAGAGCUCUGCAGCAUGACCCCCACUCCCAUUAACCCUUGUGCUGCCUACUCAUGCACAUUUCUCUGUGCACCCCACAAAUCCUGCACAGGCAAAUUUGAAAAUUCAGUCCGCAUCUUUUGGGUUUCAGCCACCUGAAA